AUGGGCUCUCUGCUACAGUUGUCCGACGUCGCCGAGUUGAUCCCACGACGUGAUGCUAACUGCUUCCGCGAGAGUGUCGCCGACCUGCUUGGCCGCACGUCAACUCACUUCCCUGGCGCCCAGCCAGUGAGCUUUUCGCGCCGCCAUUUCCGUGAACUGCAAGACACCGACUACUGGCUAUGUGAGAAGACCGACGGCAUUCGCUGCCUCCUCUACUUUACUACCUUCCCUGACGGCAACAACGGCCAUCGAGAAGCCCAUAUGCUCAUCGAUCGCAAGAACGACUACUACAAUAUCGAUAACGAACAUUUUCACUUCCCACUCCCCGACGGCCCCGACGCCAGUUAUCAUACCGAAACUCUGCUAGAUGGCGAGCUUGUUCUGGACACGCUACCCAAUGGUGAACAACAGAGAACCUACUUGGUCUUUGACUGUCUUGCUGUCGACGGCAAGUCCUUGCAACAGCGCACAUUGGACAAGCGGCUGGGUUAUUUUGUCGAAUCCGUACUCAAGCCUUACAACAAGCUUCUGAGCCGAUACCCUGAGGAGAAGGAUGAACAACCCUUUGUAAUCACUGCAAAGAAAAUGGAAAAGGCGUACGGUGUCAUGAUGAUGAUAAAAGACGUCUUGCCCAAGCUACCACACGGCAGCGAUGGCCUCAUUUUCACUUGUCGAACUUCGCCCUACACAAGCGGUACGGACCCAAAAAUACUAAAGUGGAAGCCGCCACACGAAAACUCAAUCGACUUUCGAUUACAGUUGGGCGAGUUUCCAUCCAUCACAGAGGACGGUCAAAGAUUCACAGAUUACGAUGCAUGUCCACCAAUGUUGUUGCUGGUGUUCCAUGGCGACAAGAGAAACGAAGUCUUUGCCAACCUUUACGUGACCGAAACCGAAUGGGAAAGCAUGAAAGGCAUGCAGCAGAUUCUGGACGGGCGGAUCAUUGAGUGUUACAAAGACGAGCAAGGCCGAUGGCGGUACAAGAAAGAGCCAAACGGCGAGCCGCGGUUCCGAGACGACAAGACGGAAGCCAACCAUAUCACGACGGUUGAAAGCGUGCUAGAAAGUAUUGAGGAUGCCGUGAGCGAGCAAGACCUUUUGGACAACGCCAAGAUGAUCAAUGCACAAUGGAAGAGACGUGAGGCAGAGGCGUCAAGGCCACAGGCGAACGGCGCGCCACGUUAG
Messenger RNA from Aureobasidium namibiae CBS 147.97, 1185 nucleotides. Its product is annotated as mRNA capping enzyme, alpha subunit. The record is from RefSeq and is a predicted model, not a curated record. Gene Ontology annotation, biological process: 7-methylguanosine mRNA capping. The coding region runs from base 1 to 1185 and encodes 394 amino acids. NCBI's taxonomy places the organism in Eukaryota, Fungi, Ascomycota, Dothideomycetes, Dothideales, Saccotheciaceae. Gene Ontology annotation, cellular component: mRNA capping enzyme complex. Gene Ontology annotation, molecular function: ATP binding; mRNA guanylyltransferase activity. The transcript has a single exon.